AUGUCAGAUUGGAAAGUGGACCCAGAUACCCGCAGACGUCUCUUGCAACUGCAAAAGAUCGGGGCGAACAAGAAAUGCGUAGAUUGUGGUGCGCCAAAUCCACAAUGGGCAACGCCUAAAUUUGGGGCUUUUAUCUGUCUCGAAUGUGCCGGUAUCCACAGAGGUCUUGGCGUCCAUAUCUCGUUUGUCAGAUCUAUUACCAUGGACCAGUUUAAGCUAGAAGAGCUGGUUCGCAUGGAGAAAGGUGGUAAUGAGCCCUUGACUGAAUGGUUCAAAUCCCAUGGUAUCGACUUGAGUUUACCACAAAAAGUGAAGUACGAUAAUCCUGUAGCUGAGGAUUACAAGGAAAAAUUAACCUGUCUUUGCGAAGAUAGGCCAUUUGAAGAACGUGAGCAUCCAGGUUUCGAUGCUUCCAAAUUAUCAGCCACUGCUCCCGCUGCUAGUACUGGCGCGUCAGGUAUAGUUCAAAGUCGAGAGGGCACACCUUURGAAAACCGUCGAUCGGCAACACCGGCAAACUCUGCCAAUACUUCCAACCUCCAAAAGGAGAAAAACGAAGUUUAUUUCGCUGAUUUGGGUAUGAAGAACCAGUCUAAGCCGGAUCAUUUACCCCCUUCYCAAGGUGGUAAAUACCAAGGUUUCGGCAGCACACCGGUAAAUCCUCCACAGGAACAACAAGCGGGUUCUGCCAACACUUUGAGCCUGGAAAACUUUCAAGCCGAUCCAUUGGGAACAUUAACUAAGGGAUGGGGCCUUUUCUCCAGUGCUGUUUCCAAGUCAUUUGAGGAUGUGAAUGAAACCGUAAUCAAGCCCCAUGUUCAACAAUGGCAGUCUGGUGAAUUGUCGGAAGAGACAAAGAGAGCUGCCGCCCAAUUUGGCCAAAAAUUUCAAGAAACCAGUAACUAUGGUUUCCAAGCUUUUAGUAACUUUACCAAAAACUUCCAAGACCAGCAUAAUCCUGUCGCGCAAAGCAACUCUGCUGCAGGCGUGGAUUCUUCUCGUGCAGGUUACCAAAAGAUCAGUAAUACCGAUAAGAAAAACGACCAAGACGAAGACAAGUGGGACGAAUUUUAA
Saccharomyces eubayanus is the source of this 1074-nucleotide messenger RNA. RefSeq names its product GTPase-activating protein GCS1 (gene GCS1). Gene Ontology annotation, biological process: regulation of ARF protein signal transduction; regulation of endocytosis. Gene Ontology annotation, molecular function: GTPase activator activity. The record is from RefSeq and is a predicted model, not a curated record. Bases 1 to 1074 code for a protein of 357 amino acids. Gene Ontology annotation, cellular component: Golgi membrane. The transcript has a single exon. Lineage: Eukaryota; Fungi; Ascomycota; Saccharomycetes; Saccharomycetales; Saccharomycetaceae.